AUGGGCGGAUGGGUGAAAAGCAUACCUUUUCAUGUUUUUAAGAGGCAUUUCACAUCUAUUAGUUUGAUUAGGUUUCGUUUGGUCAUGGCGACAAGACGAAGCACUUUCGCUGGAGGCGAGAAAGAAGCGGAUAGUCGCGUCAGAUCUUUAACAGAUACCGCCUUUCUGAAGUCGCCUAAAAAAACCUGCAGCUGUCUGGAAUUGGUGCGAGAAACUAUUCCAGCUCUUACAGAGUGUGCUCACAAAGGACAAAUGGGUAGAAUAGGAGUGAUAGGAGGAUGUCAGGAGUAAGUAUGCUUCGAAUAAAGAGGGUUCAUAUGGGUAGAGUCCACCUUGAAUUUCAUAAUAUAUGGGACCUUUUGAUUUGUUUCUAGUCUUGUCUUAGAAGCGUUCUUAUGUUAUAUAUUGAAAGAAAGGUUAAAUUAAAUUACCAUUGGUGAAGUUAACAUUGCCUUAUGUUUAUUUAACAAGGCAUAAGAUAUCGCACAGCCAGUUUCUUGGUGCAAUGUGUACCACUGGGUCAUAUACAUUUAGAAAAAGCCAUACCCAGUCCUUGGUCAGUGUUGUAACUUUAUGCAAAAACUUUAAAACUGAACUGCACCUUAUGCUGAACCACAGUCAAACCUGUAUAAUAUGUCAGCUUUGGGGAAAGCUAAAUGACCUCUUACAGCACAGCUUGACCUCAAAAUACAGUUUUGAGCAGCCUCUGAGAGUAAACAAAGAAAAGGAGAGGAUUAUGAAGAAAAGUAUCCUGUUUGAAUACCAAAAACAAAAAUACAACAAUGAAAGUGUUUUUUGUCUUAAAAUUAAAAAGAAAAUCUGACCAAAAGAAGACAUGGGUAGUAACAAGUCAUCAGUGCACAAUUUCUCCAGUCAUUCCUUUGAUGUCAUUUCGCAUAAGUUAGUUCUACAAUGGUUUUGGUUGUUACGUGAAACAGUAACAAGUUAAAGCCAAGCUAUUGUCACCUUAAAUAAAAGAUUUCUAUAGAUGACUAUAAAAAGUGAUACUAUUUUCCAGGUACACUGGUGCUCCUUAUUUUGCAGCAAUAUCAGCUUUAAAAGCAGUAAGUUUAUUCUAUGUAACAAUAGCUAAAAUGUGAAAUUUUUGUAACUUAUGAAAAAGCUGUGAAAUACUGGUCUAUGGACAUCCUUUUCAGCACUGUAUAUUCUACUCACUAGCAACUAACUUUACUCUUCAUUUUUUGUCUAUGAAAUUUUUAAUUCCCAAUUUUUUUUCAAAUUUUUUUCAAACAAACACUCAUGUAAAAAUUAAGUGAUUGUAAUAAUGUUGCAAUAAUUUUUGAUUUGCAGGGAGCAGAUUUGUCUCAUGUCUUCUGUACUAGUGACGCAUCCGUGGUGAUAAAGUCUUACAGUCCUGAACUCAUUGUUCAUCCACUCUUGUUAGUACUAAAAAACAUAAAUGUAAUUAGGGAUACUUUACAUUUGAAAGCAAUGCCAAAGAAAUUCCAUUUAAAGGGACAGGUUCACGGUUCAGCGGAUACUCAUUUAUCAAAAUGCUGUUUUUCUGCUGGGACAUGCUGUAUUGUCUAUGCAAACAAAUAAUAUGAUCAUGUCAUAAUGUUGUCAAAGAACAUACUAAUCUGCACACUCCCCUGGCAGUCACUUGCACUUGAUCAACUUAAAUGUAGGCAAAUAGCUGUAAAUUAAUCAACCGUGGAAUAAAUCCUUCAGGCCCCAGUUGUUCAAAAGCUGGAUAGCGCUAUCCAUCGGAUAAAUUUCUAUCCAGUAGAUUAGUAUUAGGGAAACCAAUUGCACUAUCCAUUGGAUAGCGAUUUAUCCGGUGGAUAGCGCUAUCUGCCUUUUUAACAACUGAGGCCAGGUCAACAAUAAAUUCAACGUUGGUGGUGUUGGCAUAACCCACUAAUUUUUUCUACGAUUUUAGUACUCCUCCUUCCUACUUCAGGACUCUGAAAUACAUUUCUACUUUGAAAUACACUCUGUGAUCGCUAAGAUACAUGAGAGUGGGAUUAUUAACCAAUAGAAUUAAUAAUAAAUUGGAAAAAAGUAAUUUAAUUAAUGAGCAUGCGCUUAACUGUGAACUUGUCCCUUUAAAUGUAUCCUGGAAACUUUCAUUACUUAUUUCAAAACCACCUUUUUUGCUUAAAGUGGUCUAUCUUCCCCAGCCUUUUUGAGAAAAAAGGAAAAAAUUUUUGAGUUUCUCAGUGGCUAUUGUUUAACUUUAUUGUCUUGAACAAAUCUCCACUUCUUGUAGUGAGGAGAAAAAAAUGUUUUUUACUUAUGUUUCAAGUAUAGCAGUGAAAGUUUGAAAAAGUAGGUAAAAUGCCUGUGGUUGCAGGUUGUGAGAGAAGUAAGAAUGGACCUGACUUUGCAAUAACAUAAUUAUUUUAAUAUCAGUUGUUGCAGGAGCUAAAGGCUGUAUGUAGUACAUGUAGUUUGUAGGAAAAGGCCUCCUGUUACCUGCAGCCCUUUACUAACAGCUCACUGUGUUUCCCCAGGGAUAAAAAAACUGCUGUGAAAGAGGUAAAAGAUUGGCUGUCAAGACUUCAUUGCCUCGUCAUAGGCCCAGGGAUGGGAAGAAAUCCAACAAUAAUUGAGAAUGUCAAGGUAAUUUCAUAAUUUCUUGAUUCUUACUAUUGUUUUGUAAAAAUUGCAAAAUGUGCACUCUGCUCACUUUGUAUUUUUCUUUUUGUAUCCAGGGUGUUCUUGAACUUGCAAAAGAACAAAACAAACUCCUUGUCAUAGAUGCAGUUGAGUAAACUAUUUAAUGAUACAACUUACUGGUAACUUUUAGGUGUGUGUGUGUGUAUGUGUUAUCUUUUGCUUUUGAUGAUCAAUGUUUCUUUGGUAAAUUUUCACUUAUAUGUAUUUAUCAGUACGGAAUUAAAGAUUUUUUCUCUGCUGGGUCUUUACUCCUAUAGUAAAUUUGUAAAGUUAUUAGCCAUGCAAAAAGACUGUUUAAUUUUUUUUUAUAGGAUGGGCUCUUUAUGGUCACCUCGUACCCUGAAAUAGUCAAGAACUACACCAAGGCAAUACUAACACCAAAUGCAAUGGAGUUUUCAAGAUUAUACAACACCAUGGUACUGAAAUUAUAGACUGCAAAUGUAAUUAUUAAUUUGUUCUGAAAUAUUUUGGCUGAAUCAUUAAUCAAAUAAGACAGAGAAAGUAUUAUUGAAGUAACUGCCUCUUUCAACCUGUAUCCCUGAAAAAGCUGGAUACAUGGUAACACUGUCCUUCCUUUUAGAGGCUCUUCUAUCUUCAGUGGCUUUAAGAACAACAAACAGACAUAUUAUGUGCUUCAUAUCCUCUUCUAAGUGUAUUUUGAGGUGGAUAUGUGGAUAUGCAGUGAUUAUUAUUUGCCAGGGUAAAGGUUUUUAAUCUACCAGGGGGACAGAGAACCUCAGGAAAUAUUAUCAACUUUUACUCCGAUUCCUUGGGAUGUCAAUUGUCAUGUUAUAACUAGGGUAUAAUAUGGCUGUUUGUACCAAUUUCUAGUUUGGCCGGGAACCUGAUCCUUCAAUAGACUCUUCAAGUCAUGUGACUCAGUUAUGCCGAGAGUUCGGGGGGGUCACAAUAUGUCGAAAAGGACAAGAAGACAUUCUUGCAGAUGGAAAGGAUGGUAAGAAAUUUGGCUUCUAUGUUCUUAUAGAAACUUGUGAGUAUUCUGUUUUUGCUGGGUUGCAUUGAAAAAGUAAACGGAGAUUUUAGUUGUGUGUAGCCGUUACUAUAAAGGGUUUAGUUUCUAAAGAAACUGGGUGGAUCCAGGACGGUUUGGUAUUAGUGGUCUAAACUUGUGCACUGUUGAAACUGUUUAUCAAAACCUCACGUUUCCCUGGAGCUAUUGAGGAGCUUGCUUGAAUGUUGUUGUUAGUUUGGAUCGUAAAGAGGUGAUAGGCAGCGUAUAGGCACAUCGUGAAAAAAAAAAUUCAGUUUCAAGAUAUUUAUGCUAGUUAAUUACUUGUACUAAAAUUAACCGUCUUCUGUCCUAACGGAUUCCAAUAAUUAUUAUUUUUGGUGGGGGAGGGGGGGUGGGGGUGAGAGUGGCAUGUACAGCCCCCAGACCCUCCCACUGGAUCUGACUCUUGGUAGGGUAACUGAAAGAGAAACGAAUCCUGUAAAAAUCCGUCUAAAGUCAGUGGAGUCAAUGUCAUGGUUUCUUGAGAGAUAAUCACUGUUUUUUUGUUCCAACCCUUUGUACCAUUGUAUAGUAGUUCAUUGUACAACUGAAGGAAGCAACAGGAGGUGUGGAGGACAAGGUGAUCUUUUGUCAGGAUCCAUGGGAGUAUUCUUUCAUUGGGCUGAUACAACAUUCAAGAAAAAGACCAAGGAAGAAAGGUAUUCAUAUAAUAAAUAAUAUUAUUAUACAUCAGACUCACUAUGAAAAAUCUGAUUGGUCGAGAGCAUUCAAUCAAUUCACAAUAGCUUGUGAACUUGACAUGAUAAAUGCAAUAUCUGCUGCAGAUAUUGCAUUUAUCAUGUCAAGUUCCACGUCUGCCUGGUUACCAAGCCCCUUGGAGUGUUCUCCUCAGAAACAGAAUGGCUGAAUGUCUUCUUUUGCCUAUUGUUUAAAAAAUGUACAAUAAAACAAUUAUUGAAUUUGGUUUUUGCAUGAUAUCAUGAAUUAUCAAAACCUCAUGUCUGUAUUAUCUGCCUCAGCCUUCGGCUUCGCAGAUAACACAGACCUCGGUUUUGAUAAUUCAUGAUACCAUGCUCAACCUCAUCCAAUAAUUGUUUAAUAAAUGUCUUUAUUGCUUGUUAGAUAAAAAUACAUAUCUAAUGUUACAGGAUAAAAAGAUUAAAAGUUCAGCUAAAUUGCAAUGGAAUAAAAAGAUUAAAAAAUGUGAAAAACUAGGUACAUAUAUCUGACAUAAAAUAUCAUAAAAGGUUGUAUUUAAAAAUUUAUCUAUUUACAAAUGUGUUCUUAUAACGUUCGGUGUUUAUCUUGGGCCUUUGGCAGCUUUUACGUCUAAGGUUGUAGGUUAAAUUGUUCUUUUCUUGCGGUAAGCGAACCUUCAGAGGGUGGUUAUCACGCUGUUAAACGUUUUUAAAAAUCGCUUCAUGAUCUUGUUUUUGUAGUAUUGAUCUAUUAUUUAACUGCACAGAUAUAAAGCACAACUUAUAGCAUCUGUCUAAAAAUUGCUGAAGGGCAUUAAUUUCCGUAUCGGAAGCACCAUAAACAGAUAGUCUGUAGGUUAUGUUACGAAGAACAAUACUAUAAAAGAGACAAUCAGUUUCUGUCUGGCAGUAACGCUCUUUUCUACAUACUCUCAGCACGUGUACACAUUUGUUGGCCUUGCACAGUUUAGCUUUUAUGUGUGCAAAAAAUUUACAGUCAUUCCUGAAAGGUCAACCUAAUAAAUCAAGAGUGGCAUGUCCCGCACGGGAUCCUUUGAUUUUCAGUUAAGAGGCUUAUAAUGACUGUUACAAGAUAGUAAACGUCUUCACAGUCAGCCAUUAGAGUCCCCCCCCCUCAACGGACGGAAAGGGGGGGGCGAAGGGACGGAUUGCAUUUCAGACUAUUGUAUAUAACGUUGUAUUUUUUUAUCGCUGUGCCUAUUUAUUGAGCCCUCCUUAACCAAGAUUUUGUUUCCAUUUAACUUAAUUAUUUUACUGCACUUAUUAAACUUUAGCCUUUAAAAGCGAACACAUUACAUUUUCUAUUGCACUUACAGAGCAUGCGCAUAUGGUCGAACAUUGGUAGCUGCCUAUGGUGCCUGCGCUUUAACACGAACCUGCAACAGACUGGCGUUUGCAAAGUACAAGCGGAAUAUGACUACUACAGAUAUGAUCGCAGAGAUUCACGACGCAUUUCAAUUGUUAUUUCCUGAGAAAAAGUCAGAUGAAAACGUAACAAGACAGGAACAUACUGUAUGAAGUAAUUCAGCGGACUUUGUGAUGGAAUUUUAUUGAUUAGGCAUAUUUUCGAUAUUUACAAGAUCUAAAUGUUUAAUACAUGCAGAGAUUAUUAUUUUCGGGCGUUAGGAUAAUAUGUUUUCAUGCUUUUAGGGGGAAACUUAAAAAAAUCAGUCGAACGUUUUUCGUCUUUCCUCCAUGCUGUUUUAACCUUCUACAAUUUCCGUUAUUGGCUUUUAAUACUGUGUAAGCUUAUUUUCUUUUCUGUAGUUUUCAGUAAGAUAAAACAGUCGGUGAGUACGCAAAUUGUCUUAAAUUUCGUGACAUACUCCUUUUUUCUCACAGAAAACCUUAUUUACUUUAGAAAUAUGGGUUACUAGUUGACCAGGAUUCAAGAGACAUGAAUUCUUGUCAUUUGCAUAAUUCUUCAAACACUCUUCAGUGUGGCUAAACCCUCUCACAUUUCAAAGUCUAUCCUGGAGAAAUGUAAUGCUGUUGUUAUGUUGACCAUUUAACCCUUUAAGCCCCAAAAUCCACAUACAAAUUCUCCAAACUGAUCUCUAUACAUUUCCAUAAAGAAUGUGUUGAGCAAAUUUUAUAAAAGAUCAAGGCAUUUUCUCAUUGUUGAUCAUUUUAUUAAUUCUCAUAACCUAGUCUCUUGACAAAUUAUGGAUAUCGUUAGGAGAAAAUUGAUGUUGGUCACCAUUGGGACUUAAAGGGUUAAAUGAAGCACGUCAUGGGUACUUGCUGUCUAGAGCCCAUGGUCAAAAUUCUAAUUGGGGCGUGUUACGGUCGUAUACUUCAUUAAACAUUUUAAUCGUGCUAGUUCUUUGUUUAGUUUUGCACAUUCCUUUUACAUUCUUUUUAGUUAUCGCAAUUCAUAUUCUGUUAGAUUUCUUUGCAUAAUUUCUUUUGUUUUUCGAUCAUUUUGUAAGUUUCAUCGUUUAUGUUAGAUUCAUUUCGCUUCAGAGUUCGCAGCAACAUCAUCUCAGUUUCGUUCAGUUUUGUUUGCCAUCGUACCCUUUUCCCUUCAACUUUGUUCAAGUCACACAACGUUUGUAAGUACUUUCUCUUAGUUUGUUUCCUUUCAUGUAUUUUCGUCGUUUCAUAGCUGUUAUUUGUAUUCCUUAGUAACUUUCAAUUUUGUUUUUAUUGUAACAACCGUAAUCGUAAUUCGAUGUUACCGUAAUAACAAAAGAGUUGGAACCGUGGGACUGUUCGCUAUAUAAGGGCGUCUACGACAGUUUUUGCGUGAUAGCGUCACCGUGUUAUCAUUUUAAACGUUUUCCAUUACGGCUUUCAAAUUGAAAUUCGGGAUUUUUUUAUAUUUAAACUUUCCGUCCCGUUGGAAGUGAAAAAGUUAAAUUCAUGGCAGUGAUUGUUGUGAGUUUGUUACAACUCUUUUUUUGUUUUCCAGUUUUUGCAUGGGACCUAUAAGUCCCGUUCGUGCACAUUCCCGCUGGGCAGGCCUGUGUCCAGAAAAGCUGGUAAAUAAAUAAAUAAAUUUGAAAAUCGUGAAAGGGCAAUGACUAUUUGUCCUCAUACGAGAUCCUCAGUGCAAGUUACUUGAACUAUGAUUGACUUCACUUUUUUGGAAAAAGUGAAACAGUUGUACACUGAAAAGUAAAUUGUACUGACCAUGUAAUAUGUAAAUCAUGAUAACAAGGGUUAAUUAUAUUAAGAUAAAUGUGAAUAAAAUGUGAUUAGUAC
Porites lobata is the source of this 7542-nucleotide messenger RNA. The record is from the annotation of a GenBank genome assembly. NCBI's taxonomy places the organism in Eukaryota, Metazoa, Cnidaria, Anthozoa, Scleractinia, Poritidae.